AUGAAUAUUGAAACCUAAUCAGAAAAAUCUGAUUAAAGAAGAUCAAAGAGAGAAAGAUAUGUAGGAGAAGCUUUAAAUGCUGUUUAAAAAUGGAGAGAUCUGUUUGAAAAUGGUUUUUAUGAUAAAGUAGGUAAUUACAUAAAACCAACUUUGAAAGAAGCAGCUGAUCUUGUUGGUGUUCCUAAAAGAUCUCUUGAAUAAUAUUAUAGUGUUUUUAAGUAAUAAUUUUAUUUUAUAAUUAGAAAAGUCCCAUAAUCUACUGAAAUUAUGAAGUUUCUCGAUAAAAAGAUGGGUUAUCUUAAUUAGAUCAUUAAAGAAUCUAAAAACUAAUCUGCUAUAACAUAAGAAUAAGAACAAGAAGUUCAUUAAGAAUAAAACUCUUGGGAUAAUAUGAUAAUAGAAGCAGAUGAUUCAUUAGCAAUUUAAAGAGAGAUAAUUGAUGAACCUAAACUUUUUUAGAUUCUUCAAUAAUAAUAGUAUAAUGAAAAUGAAGAAGAAUACAUAAAAUUUCUGUAGUUGGAAGAAGAUUAAAAAUAUUGUUUAGAAUACUACAAUUAUGAUGAGGAUGAUGAUUAUUUAAUUAAAUAUGAAUUUAAUAAUCCAGCUUUACCAGACUGA
Molecule: messenger RNA, 618 nt
Organism: Paramecium sonneborni
Lineage: Eukaryota; Ciliophora; Oligohymenophorea; Peniculida; Parameciidae
Source: the annotation of a GenBank genome assembly